GACAUUUUGUCAACGUGGCGUUUGUGAUGGUGGCUCUGUGAAGAAAACGCAAACGCCUGAGCGAAAGUAAUAUCAAAGUUUAGAGUAAAUAAGUUUUAGUACAACCAUUUAUUAAGUAAACGUAAAUAAGAAAUAACACUGUUGCUUAAAAAUGCCACCUAAACGGAAAAAGAAUAUCAAAGUUACAAGAAAUUAUAAUCGUAAAGUAACGAAAAAAAUGAGACCUAUUAAAUCUGAGGUGAAGGAAGAAAUUGCUCUUGGUAAUGAAGAUAUUCCAGUAUGCACUGUGUGUAAUAGCGGUCCUGGUAGAUAUUGCCAAUGUCAGCAAAGACUUCUGGACAAAAUAGGACCCAAAAGAAAGGCCAUUAUAAAAUGUCAGAAAUGCCCUAAAAUAUACAAGUUUAAAAAGAGGUAUUUGCAGCAUUGUUUAAAUGAACAUUCCACAACACCUGGCAGUGUGUCUUGUGCGCAGUGCAGCGUCACUUGUCCUGACAAGAAAGUGUUAGCUAAACACAUCGAGCAUACCCACAAUCGCAAAGAAUUUGAGUGUCCCCGGUGCUCCAAGAAGUUUGUGAGACACGCUCAUGUGUUGAGGCACUUGUCCCAGAGCGGCUGUAAUGGUUCUCCAGCAGCGUCAUAUCCGUGUGAGAUAUGCAAUUCUACAUUUUCUAGAAAAGAUAACCUGAUAGUGCACCUUCGCUAUCAACAUAUUUUAAAUAAUGGAUAUGCAUGUAAACUAUGUGAAUAUGGAUCCAAGAAUUUCUCUAAACUCGUCAAGCAUUGGAUUUACACUCAUAAUGAUCCGCUGAAGUUUGAAUGUGACAUUUGUGGGAAGUUCACAUCUUCCCGAACCUCAAUGGCUAAACAUUUGGAAAUCCAUGGAGAAAAGAAAUAUAUCUGUACUACGUGCGGCUACAGCACGUUCACGGCGGAGGUGCUGAAGCGGCACUCGCUGACGCACGUGGCCGACAAGCCGCACAAGUGCGAGAUCUGCGGCCAGUCCUACAUCCAACGCCAGCAGCUCAUGCGCCACCUGGAGCGCCACGUCUCCAGCCACUGCAACACCUGCGGCCGCAAGUUCAACUCCAAAGCCAGAUUACUUAUUCAUCAGCGCGUACAUAUGGGAUUGGAUCGCCUCGUUUGCCCAUUCGAUACAUGCCCGAAUUCAAGAAAGGAGUUCUCCAAUGAAAUCAGCCUUCAUAACCAUGUGCAGGGCCAUUUGAACAAAAAGAAGUUCCCAUGCGAAGUGUGCGGCAAAGAGUACUUCUCGGACGUGAACAUGCGGCGCCACCUGUCCACGCACCGCCUGGACAAGCCGCGCCGCUGCAUGUACUGCGUCACCGCGCGCGCCUACAUCCGCGGCGAGCAGCUGGUGCGCCACGUGCGCCAGCACCACCCCGACCUGUUCAGCACGCACCUCGCGCACGUGCGCCAGGUCAUGGGAACGAACUUGGCAAUAGACCGAGUGAAGAAGUCUGAGCUGGAGUCGAUCCUGAACCUGCUGGACGCGGAGUCGGAGCGCAUCCUGGACGGCUACGGCGGCUCCGACGUGCUGUACGGCGGCAUGCAGGAGGACCCCGCGCUCGCCGCGCCUGCUGGCGAGGUACCUGUCAAAUCGGAGCCUUUCCCGCUUAUGUCCGAAGAGCAGCUUGAGAACAAUUUGAAAAAGUUGCUGUCACAAUUGAUCGAUCAAGAUACUUUGGAAUGCUUCGGAUGGCCUGAUGACAGCAUCGAUUCGGUAAGUGCGACUACCUACGAUCACUUUUCUAGACUGUGCAAAUCUUUUGCCUUUGUUUAGUUAAAACCUUCUUUU
Molecule: messenger RNA, 1813 nt
Organism: Ostrinia furnacalis (Asian corn borer)
Lineage: Eukaryota; Metazoa; Arthropoda; Insecta; Lepidoptera; Crambidae
Product: zinc finger protein 629
Exons: 9
Coding region: 152-1798 (548 amino acids)
Source: RefSeq, a predicted model, not a curated record